This is a messenger RNA of Mastomys coucha (southern multimammate mouse), 3313 nucleotides long. It is a transcript of the gene Zbtb7a, whose product is annotated as zinc finger and BTB domain containing 7A. Gene Ontology annotation, biological process: regulation of transcription by RNA polymerase II. The transcript is spliced from 3 exons. NCBI's taxonomy places the organism in Eukaryota, Metazoa, Chordata, Mammalia, Rodentia, Muridae. Bases 442 to 2151 code for a protein of 569 amino acids. The record is from RefSeq and is a predicted model, not a curated record. Gene Ontology annotation, molecular function: RNA polymerase II cis-regulatory region sequence-specific DNA binding; protein binding; DNA-binding transcription factor activity, RNA polymerase II-specific.
GAGAGGUCACGGGCUUGCCAGGGGAGGGGCCGCUGGGUCGGGGCUGCGCCCCCCGCCCGCCCGGCACCCCCAAAUCCCUAAUCGCAGCCCGAUCUGCUCUCGCGGCGCAGCCCCGCGGGACGUGGCAAGAGCGGACCUGCAGAGCCUGUUCUGGCCGCGGUGGCCGGGGGGGGCGGGCUGGGCGUGGGGGUGCCGGCGCUGCGGCACCUUUAAGACGAGGGAGGACCCCUCUUGCCCUCGGACAAACCAGGAAGGGAGUCGCGAGCAUCAUACGGGGCUUUGCGUACUGUACGGCUACUGUAGGGGCAGUGACGCCGCCGCCCGCCCGAGCGAGGUCCGCGCCGCGGGCUGCCCCGAUCGCGCGUCCUCCGGGCCCGGGUCCCCGCGAGGUAAGCUGCCUGGGCUGAAGGGGGCCCCGCUCCGGGAGAGGUGUCUCGGAAGAUGGCUGGCGGCGUGGACGGCCCCAUCGGGAUCCCGUUCCCGGACCACAGCAGCGACAUCCUGAGUGGCCUGAAUGAGCAGCGAACUCAGGGGCUGCUGUGCGACGUGGUGAUCCUGGUGGAAGGACGUGAGUUCCCCACGCACCGCUCGGUGCUGGCCGCUUGCAGCCAGUACUUCAAAAAGCUGUUCACGUCGGGAGCUGUAGUGGACCAGCAGAACGUGUACGAGAUUGACUUUGUGAGUGCCGAGGCGCUGACAGCGCUCAUGGACUUCGCCUACACCGCCACACUCACGGUCAGCACGGCCAAUGUGGGCGACAUCCUGAGUGCAGCUCGGCUGCUGGAGAUCCCGGCGGUGAGCAACGUGUGCGCCGACCUGCUAGAUCGCCAGAUUCUGGCGGCUGACGAUGUGGGCGAUGCGGGCCAGCCCGAUGGGGCGGGCCCCACGGACCAGCGCAACUUGCUGCGCGCCAAGGAGUACCUGGAGUUCUUCCGCAGCAACCCCAUGAAUAGCCUGGGCCCUGCUACCUUCCCAUGGUCUGGCUUCGGUGCCCCCGACGACGACCUGGACGCCACCAAGGAGGCAGUGGCUGCCGCUGUGGCUGCUGUGGCUGCAGGAGACUGCAAUGGCUUGGACUUCUAUGGCCCAGGCCCCCCAGCCGAUCGGCCCCCAGCGGGCGAUGGCGACGAGGGCGACAGCACCACGGGGCUGUGGCCUGAGCGGGAUGAAGAUGCCACACCCGGAGGGCUCUUCCCACCGCCUACUGUCCCGCCGGCCACCACGCAGAAUGGUCACUAUGGCCGUGCAGGAGCCGGCACAGGUGAGGAAGAAGUGGCGGCGCUCUCUGAGGCUGCCCCCGAGCCGGGCGACUCCCCGGGCUUCCUGUCAGGCGCUGCAGAGGGCGAGGAUGGGGAUGCAGCUGAUGUGGACGGGCUAGCGGCCAGCACCCUGCUACAGCAGAUGAUGUCAUCGGUGGGCCGGGCGGGGGACAGUGAUGAGGAGUCACGCGCAGACGACAAGGGCGUCAUGGACUACUACCUGAAAUACUUCAGUGGAGCCCACGAAGGUGAUGUGUACCCAGCCUGGUCUCAGAAGGGCGAGAAGAAAAUCCGGGCCAAGGCCUUCCAGAAGUGUCCCAUCUGCGAGAAGGUGAUUCAAGGUGCGGGCAAGCUGCCCCGUCACAUCCGCACGCACACAGGCGAGAAGCCCUACGAGUGUAACAUCUGCAAGGUUCGAUUCACCAGACAGGACAAGCUGAAGGUGCACAUGCGGAAGCACACAGGCGAGAAGCCGUACCUGUGCCAGCAGUGCGGCGCAGCCUUCGCGCACAACUACGACCUGAAGAACCACAUGCGGGUGCAUACAGGGCUGCGGCCCUACCAGUGCGAUAGCUGCUGCAAGACCUUCGUGCGCUCCGACCAUCUGCACAGACACCUCAAGAAGGACGGCUGCAAUGGGGUCCCCUCGCGCCGCGGCCGCAAGCCCCGUGUGCGGGGUGUACCACCCGAUGUCCCCGCUGGGGCUGGCGCGCCCCCCGGGCUCCCAGACGCCCCGCGCAAUGGCCAGGAGAAGCACUUUAAGGACGAGGAGGAGGACGAGGAGGAGGCCAGCCCUGACGGCUCGGGCCGCCUGAAUGUAGCGGGCAGCGGAGGAGACGAUGGUGCAGGUGGCCCGGUGGUGGCCACCGCCGAGGGUAACUUCGCAACCUGACUCGUAUUAAAACAAACCAAAAACAAAACAAAAAAAAAAAAAAACUAAGAACAGAGAGAAACCACCACCCACCCCAGCACCACAAGUAAGCAGUUCUCUGUCCAGACGCCCUCCAUCCAUCCACGCGGACAUGUGUGCGUGCAUAUACCAUGGCCGCGGGCGCCUGCCUUUCUCAGAUCCUUAGGAUGUGGCCCCAUCUGCUCCUGUGCCCCUCGCCCCAUCCACCAAGGGGUCCCACCCAGGGGCCCAGCCUGCUCCUGGCUAAGGCGAGGGUGAUGGGGACCCCAGGACAGGCGUCCGGCUCCUUGCUGGUUGGUUUUAGGAGGUCUUAGACAGACCUUAAAUGCUCUGUCCACUAUGAGUGGACGUUAAAAUGGUCCCCGGCUCCCCACCCUCCUUCCUCAGGGCACUUACUAAAGAGGGGGGUGUCCCCUCGGCCUCCCUCCCCGCCUGUGGCCUCGCAUCUCUGCACAUCCACCCUGGCCACCACUGACAUACAAAUCUAUUUAUUCCCAAACCUGAAUGGCCAGAGCGGGGAUUUGGGGGGCCGCUGGGGUCCCCGCCACCCUCUUUCACGGCACUUACACCUGACGGGGCCCUCAGGGCCACUGCUCAGGGCGACCCCCCAACCUUCCCAUCUCUGCUUGGCCAUGCCCCCACCCCAUGUCCAGAGAUUGAAAAUUGGUCGUCACCCCACGCCCCACUUUUUAAGGCACUUUUUAGAUCUAUUUCCCCUUUUCCUCCUUAAAGACAGUUUAUAUAGAGAUAUAUAUAGAGAGAGAUAUAUAAAAUAUUCUUUUCCUCAGAGGAGCCGGCAGCAGUUUUGGGUGGACGUAGCCAAGAUCAGAGGGAACCCCAGGGACUCAGGCAGAGACAGGCAAGGGAGUGGGAGAGACCACAGCUUAAUGUCACAAAACAGCAAUAAAACUCCAAGAUUUUAGUAAACACGAAGGCAGAACAUUUAAAAAAAAAAUCAGCAAAAGCGGUGACAGCCACGUGGGGAUCUUGGCACUUUGUAACUGAACGGGUACUUUUCAUUCUUAACUUAAGAAAUGUUUACAAGUUGCACCCAGCUUCUAUGAAAAAUUGAAGAGAGAGGGAGAGCAGUGGGAAGUAACUAAGUCAAUUUAUUUUUGUAUAAAAUAAAAAGAACCCCAACCCA